This is a messenger RNA of Myxocyprinus asiaticus (Chinese sucker), 2753 nucleotides long. Its product is annotated as myb-related protein B-like. Gene Ontology annotation, biological process: regulation of DNA-templated transcription. The transcript has 15 exons. Gene Ontology annotation, cellular component: nucleus. Gene Ontology annotation, molecular function: RNA polymerase II cis-regulatory region sequence-specific DNA binding; DNA-binding transcription factor activity, RNA polymerase II-specific. Bases 231 to 2162 code for a protein of 643 amino acids. The record is from RefSeq and is a predicted model, not a curated record. NCBI's taxonomy places the organism in Eukaryota, Metazoa, Chordata, Actinopteri, Cypriniformes, Catostomidae.
CAGCUUGUGUCCACUGACGUCACUCGCGGGAAUGGUUGAGAAAAAGAAGCGCGAUAUAGAAUCUUGAGCGUGGAGGAAUUGUACCGCCUAGUUCUUGUGCUCUUUUUAAUAAAAGUAUUUAGUGCAUUUGAUUGACCAUCUUAUUAACAUCACAGAUGUUUUUGCUUUUGAUUGCACAGCGUCAUCGUAAAAGUCUGUUUUAUUGGUGAAUUGUGAUAAAUAUAAGGGACAUGUCGUGGUGGGCUCGUGGUGAGGACGAGGAGGAGGCCAUGUGUCAGGACACAGAUUCAGAUGUAGCAGACCAGAAAGAUUGUGGAAAAGUGAAAGUGAAAUGGACCCAAGAGGAGGAUGAUAAGCUGCGAAAAUUGGUGAUCAGUGUUGGAUCAAAUGAUUGGAAGUACAUUGCCAGCUUAUUAACUAAUCGCUCAGAACAUCAGUGUCAGCAUCGCUGGUUUAAAGUUUUGGAUCCAGAUCUUGUUAAAGGCCCCUGGACCAAGGAGGAGGAUGAAAAGGUGAUUGAGCUGGUGAAAAAGUACGGCAACAAGCAGUGGGCAAUGGUGGCCAAGCACCUGAAAGGCCGUCUAGGAAAGCAAUGUCGAGAACGCUGGCACAACCACCUGAAUCCAGAUGUGAAGAAGUCCUCCUGGACUCCAGAGGAAGAUCUCAUCAUCUACAAGGCCCAUUGUGUACUGGGCAACCGCUGGGCGGAGAUUGCCAAGCUGCUUCCUGGAAGAACGGACAAUGCGGUGAAAAACCACUGGAACUCCACCAUCAAGCGUAAAGUUGAGACAGGUUAUUACUCUGUGGUAGACACAACACUUCAUGUGAUACAGCAGACAGACAAUGAAGUGGUGGUACCUGAAGAGUCCAGUCAACAGGUGGAGUUUUCCUGUGAUGGAGCUAAACUUGGACUUGGCCUACCAGUCCAAGUUUUAAAACAGGAUCCUGAUGCACCUGAAAAAGCCAGUGCUAUACCCAAAACUGCAUCUCCAAAGACCCCAAAAGCACCAGCAACCCCUAAAAGUGAAAGUGAUGGUGGAGACUCGAAUGUUUCCACAUGGGUCAUGGACAGCUCAGGGUUCCUCUCGCCUUCGGCUGCCCCCACACUGAAGGAGGUGAUGGAGCUGAUGGAUGGAGACCUUGAAGGCUGGUGUACAAUGUCAGACUUUGACCUGCCGGAGGAAAGCCAGAGUUCUGAACUGCUGCAAUUUCGGCUGGAGGGGAGCACCUUGCACGAGCUCAGCAAGGGAAGUAAAGGGGAACUCAUCCCCAUCACACCUGGUGGGGCGACACCUCCAUCUAUCCUGAGUCGCCGUAGUCAUCGCCACAUCGCUCUCUCCCCCAACCCUAAUGACUCCAUUACCCCAAAGAGCACACCUGUCAAAAUCCUGCCCUUCUCUCCUUCACAGUUCCUCAAUAUGUGGACCAAGCAGGACACCCUGGACCUGGAGAAUCCUUCUCUGACAUCAACUCCAGUGUGCAGCCAGAAGGCCCUUGUCACAACACCCCUUCACCGUGAUAAAACUCCACUCAUACAGAAGGAGAAUUCCCUGUUUAUUACUCCAAAUAACAAGUCUGAUCUGGACACCACUCCCCGUACUCCCACUCCUUUUAAAAAUGCCAUGGAGAAAUACGGCCCCUUGCGGCCGCUGCCUCCAACCCCGAGUUUAGAGGAGGACCUUAAAGAAGUGUUGCGCAGUGAGGCAGGAAUUGAGCUGAUAGUAGAAGAUGAAACUCCUACUGGGAAGAAACGCAAACAAGUGCACCGGCCUCCUAUGAAGAAAGUCCGUAAAUCUUUGGCUCUAGAUGUCAUUGAUUGCAGCGAGACUGUCACUAUGCGCAAACAGCAAUCUAGACUCGCAGUAAAAACAAUUCAAAAGGCUCAAACAGCAUGGUCACUGUCUCUUGUCUCGUCUUGUGCUGUAAUAAAGGAGGAGAAUGUUUUGGAUCAAGGAUUUAUUCUUGGACCGAAUGAGAGUGAGCUGCCCACCAAACCCAUGCCUCCAGCAUUUAAACUGCGUUCUCCAUUACCUAUGUCUCCAGCUUGGGAAACUGUUGUCUGUGGACGGACAAAAGACCAGCUGAUCAUGACGGAGAAAGCAAGAUGUUACCUUUGCUCUCUAAAGUCUCAUGCACCAAACCGAGCUCUCAUACUGUCCUGACUCCUUAAGCAGCUUUGGUAUCAAUUUUGCAGUAAAUUAUGUGGAAUAUUUGUGAUGAUAAAAUUUUUUAAUGUCACGUAGCAUUUGUAAAACCAAUUACUGUUCCAGAUUUGCAUCUGGAUAGAGACUUGAUGUUGAUAAUGCUCUUGUCCAAUUUCCUAUGGCAUAUUCAAAAUACCACAUUCAAAAUACAAUCUUCUACCAUUUAACACUGGAUAAUAAGUGUCCAUAAUUUGUGUAUUGUCAACAUGUUAUUGACUUGGCAGCAAACAUGUUCACAAGCAUUCUGCUGUCAGUAUUCAGUGGCACACGUGCCAAGUUCCGAGUGUGUAAUCAGGGUGCUGUUCAGGGUUUUCUGUAUCUUUUAUAUCCUGUUUACAUCUGUAUUUCUAUAACGAUAGGGCUUAAUCUACUAGACACGUCAAUGACCAAUUAGCAGUAUAUACAGUUUACACGUAUUAAAAGUAAUGGGUAGACAUUCCUGUCUUUUUCUUUAAUUUGUUGAUGUUUGUAGAAUAUUAUAAUUGGAAAAAAAAGUCCUCAAAUUUCAUUUUUACAAAGCUCCAAUGUAAAUAUAAAUAUGUGACUUUA